AUCCUCAGUCGGAGAUAAACGGUCGACGACGUCGAGACACUCUUCGGUGGUGCUUUCGCGGGAAUAUCAGCAUAGUUUCGCAGAACUUGGCGCCGUGUCGGUUCCGGGCUGUUUUUGUGGCUGUUUCUCCUCGGGGGGAUAUCUGUGUGCGUGCGCGUACGUGCUGCGGUGCGGUGCAGUGUUCGUGAAAUCAUUUCAUCUGCUGUACUGUGAGUCUGUCAGGUGAAAGAAGAAGAAAACGCGACACUUAAUGGACCAGAAAUGUAAAGUGUCAGAGAGUGUAGUGUGAAUUUUCUUUGAAAUUUGAGGAAUUUCUGGUCCCCGGAUUGUACGGUUUUGUUAUUCGCGGUGGAGAGGAUUUGAAGUGCGUGGCGUGCGUGUGUUAUUUGAAGGAAUGAUCGUUCGUUUUGCCACUGGAGGCCGAAGAUGUAGGUAGUGAAAGAGAUUAAUAUCCUGGUUUAGGAGGGGUGGUGGAAAAGCAGGUGUGGUGUGCUGUGAUUUUACGCAAACGGGAGCGCUAGCCAGAAGGCUCCGAAGUGUGUGGUGUGCGCUUCGCCCCCGGGGGAAGUGGCUGAGAGUGGCUUACAUUUUGGAAACGGAAACGGAUUUGUGAUGCGAUUUGCUUCGUGCUUGAAACUGCUCGCCGUCGGAAGCUGGAUGCUACUGGCUGUGGCACCGAGCGCGGCCCUGCCCGACAUCAUCCGGAUCGGCGGUCUCUUUCAUCCGGACGACGACCACCAGGAGAUUGCGUUCCGGUAUGCGGUAGAUAAAAUCAACUCGGACCGCACGAUUCUGCCGCGGUCCAAACUGCUGGCCCAGAUCGAACGCAUCUCGCCCCAGGACAGUUUUUUGGCAUCGAAACGAGUUUGUCACUUGUUUCGAGUCGGUGUGGCCGCCAUCUUUGGACCACAAUCGUCCCACACGGCUAGCCACGUGCAGAGCAUCUGCGACACAAUGGAGAUUCCACAUCUGGAAACGCGCUGGGAUUAUCGGCUGCGUCGCGAAAGCUGCCUGGUAAACCUGUAUCCCCAUCCGAGUACCCUUUCGAAGGCCUACGUAGAUCUGGUGGCGGCCUGGGGCUGGAAAUCGUUCACCAUCAUCUACGAGACGAACGAAGGACUGGUACGGAUGCAGGAACUGCUGAAAGCGCACGGACUGGCCGAGUAUCCCAUCACCGUCCGACAGUUGAGCGAUUCCGGCGAUUACCGUCCACUACUGAAACAGAUCAAAAACUCAGCUGAGUCGCACAUCGUUCUCGAUUGUACGACGGAGAAAAUCUACGAUGUGCUAAAGCAGGCCCAACAGAUCGGGAUGAUGAGCGACUAUCACAGCUAUCUGAUAACAUCGUUGGAUUUACACACAAUCAGUCUGGACGAGUUCAAGUACGGGGGAACGAACAUCACCGCCUUCCGGCUGGUUGACCCAGAAAGCCCAGAAGUAGCCCAAACCAUCCACAACUGGACGGCCGGUGAAGCUCGGCUGGGGAAAAAGAUUGAUUUCAAAAUGACGGAAAACGUGACCGUAAUAAAGGUGGAAACCGCCCUAAUGUACGACGCCGUGCACCUGUUCGCAAAAGCGCUGCACGAUCUGGACACCAGCCAGCAGAUCGACAUCCACCCGUUGUCCUGCGAUACCCAGGAUACCUGGCCCCACGGUUAUAGUUUGAUAAAUUACAUGAAAAUCGUUGAAAUGCGUGGUCUGACAGACGUGAUUAAGUUUGACCACCAGGGCUUCCGGUCGGACUUCGUGCUGGACAUCGUCGAGCUGGGUGGACAGGGGUUACGCAAGAGUGGCACCUGGAACUCGACUUCCGGGGUCAAUUUCACGCGUAGUUACGGCGAACAGCAGAAGGAAAUUGUGGAAAUCCUCCAGAACAAGACGCUCAUUCUGACGACCAUCCUGAGUUCGCCGUACUGCAUGCGGAAAGACUCGGCGGAAAAGUUGACCGGAAACUCGCAGUUCGAGGGCUACGCCAUCGAUUUGAUUCAUGAGAUUUCCAAGAUACUGGGUUUCAACUACACGAUCCGGUUGGCACCGGAUGGUCGCUACGGCAGCAACAACAAAGAGACUGGCGAGUGGGACGGCAUGAUUAAGGAACUGUUGGAGCAGCGGGCCGACCUGGCCAUCGCCGACCUCACCAUCACCUUCGACCGGGAGCAGGUGGUGGAUUUUACGAUGCCGUUCAUGAAUCUGGGCAUUUCCGUGCUGUACCGGAAACCGGUGAAACAGCCUCCAAACCUGUUCUCCUUUCUCUCGCCGCUGUCGCUGGAUGUUUGGAUCUACAUGGCCACCGCUUAUCUAGGCGUUUCCGUGCUGCUGUUCAUCCUGGCGCGCUUCACCCCGUACGAGUGGGAAAAUCCACAUCCAUGCAACUCGGAACCCCCCUUCCUGGAGAACAGUUUCACCCUGCUUAACUCGCUCUGGUUCACGAUCGGGUCACUGAUGCAGCAGGGCUGCGAUAUUGCCCCCAAGGCUGUCUCGACGCGGAUGGUAGCCGGAAUGUGGUGGUUUUUUACGCUGAUCAUGAUCAGCUCGUACACUGCCAACCUGGCCGCAUUUCUGACCGUCGAACGGAUGGAUUCACCGAUCGAGAGCGCCGAAGAUUUGGCGAAGCAGACUAAAAUUAAGUACGGAGCCUUGCGAGGCGGUAGCACGGCUGCGUUCUUUAGGGAUUCAAACUUUUCCACUUAUCAGAGGAUGUGGUCGUUCAUGGAAUCGACGCGGCCGUCGGUUUUCACCGCCAGCAACAUCGAGGGCGUCGAACGGGUCGUCAAAGGAAAGGGUAGCUACGCCUUUCUGAUGGAGUCCACCUCGAUCGAGUACGUUAUCGAGCGGAACUGCGAGCUGACUCAGGUCGGCGGAAUGCUUGAUUCCAAGGGAUACGGGAUUGCGAUGCCGCCGAAUUCACCAUUUCGUACUGCCAUUAGUGGAGCCGUCCUGAAGCUACAGGAGGAAGGCAAGCUUCACAUCUUAAAAACACGCUGGUGGAAGGAAAAGCGGGGUGGAGGUUCCUGUAGGGACGAGACGUCUAAAUCUAGCUCAACAGCCAACGAACUUGGUCUCGCCAACGUGGGUGGAGUUUUCGUCGUUUUGAUGGGAGGAAUGGGCGUGGCUUGCGUGAUUGCCGUGUGUGAGUUCGUGUGGAAGUCUCGAAAAGUAGCCGUCGAAGAGCGGGAACCCUACCAGAAAAAGCAUCCCAAAGAGUGCAGAUUCGACUGAACGCGCCAAAUUUUAGGGUCCACAAGCCGUCAGAAACAAUCGCAUCCUACAUUUGCUUCACUGUUCGAUAACAAUAGAUUUAAAGAGAAGGGUUAUAUUUUUCUAGCCCCUUGCUCUCGAUUGAAGCAACCUUUGCUCAGUUACGAAGACAAGCACGCGCUGUCAGACGCUUGAUGGCUGCUUAGUGGUUACUUGGAUCACUCGAAUUCUAAGCAUUUUUAGCUUGUGCCAAACAUCGCAUCUUCAUCCCGAAGAAGUUCAACCAGACCCCGCCAUAUUCUAAGCUUACUUUCUUCGAAUAUUUUUCGCCAGAAGCAGCAGCUAUACUAGAAACCACUCCAAAUUGAAAAAAAACAUACACACACAACAAAACCAAACAAACAACCCUUUCCAACAAAAGCCCUUCCGUCAACACGAAAUCCAAAAUGUAUUGUGUGGCGAUUUUUCUUCUCUUCUCACCAUCAUCAUAUGAACACCACAAUCACAACAACCACCGACAACAACAAUAACUACACACAAAAUCGAAAAACAACUUUCUGGACGACUGGCAACGCGGACGCACAGGAGAUUUCCCUCUGCUCGGAGAUGGCCAGCGAGUUGCGCUUCGCACUGAAACGCAACCGCUCGAAGGGACCAACAACGACCACGGCCACGGCCACGAAUUCGCGAGCUUCGCCAAAGGAUUCCGAGCCGUCGUCCGAGCAUCGGUUCCACCCGCUCGGACCACCCUACGGUCAGUACGAAUUCGUCGACGCGAAGUAAUGGUCGGCUAAAUUCAGGAAAUUUUUUUUCGGUAUAACCUUCCCGCUACUGUGCUGUUUCUUAGCACAACAUAUUCACCACUGCUUGUUACACUUACCACUCCAAUCGAAGUAACCGAAGACAAGCUGUCAAAACCACGAUUCACUAGUGAAAUUAAUCCAAACAAGAGUUACAGAUUCAUUCUAAAAGUGUUGUUUCUUUUCUGGCUGAUGCAAAAUUCGAACGAAAAAUAUAAAACAAAACAAAAACAUCAGGGUGUUGAUGUAAUUAGAAUCUUAAUGUAGCCCCCCAUUAACAAACCAAAAACGCGAGGGAAAAAAAAAUAAAACAGCAUUUUCCAUUCCUCUUGAAACGAAACAUAAACAUAUACCUACAGCAGAAGAGAAAAGUCCUAAAACGCAGGCAGAAAAGUGAUUCAAAGCGAAUGUACACAAGUUUUUCUUUCAACUUUGUAAACAAAAUAAAGAGAGACAGAGAAAAAAACCA
Wyeomyia smithii (pitcher-plant mosquito) is the source of this 4467-nucleotide messenger RNA. It is a transcript of the gene KaiR1D, whose product is annotated as glutamate receptor ionotropic, kainate 2. NCBI's taxonomy places the organism in Eukaryota, Metazoa, Arthropoda, Insecta, Diptera, Culicidae. Gene Ontology annotation, cellular component: postsynaptic membrane; plasma membrane. The record is from RefSeq and is a predicted model, not a curated record. The transcript is spliced from 18 exons. Bases 613 to 3219 code for a protein of 868 amino acids. Gene Ontology annotation, molecular function: glutamate-gated receptor activity; transmitter-gated monoatomic ion channel activity involved in regulation of postsynaptic membrane potential. Gene Ontology annotation, biological process: modulation of chemical synaptic transmission; synaptic transmission, glutamatergic; monoatomic ion transport.